This is a messenger RNA of Catharus ustulatus (Swainson's thrush), 1392 nucleotides long. It is a transcript of the gene SNRPD1, whose product is annotated as small nuclear ribonucleoprotein D1 polypeptide. The record is from RefSeq and is a predicted model, not a curated record. Gene Ontology annotation, cellular component: U5 snRNP; U2 snRNP; commitment complex. NCBI's taxonomy places the organism in Eukaryota, Metazoa, Chordata, Aves, Passeriformes, Turdidae. The transcript has 4 exons. Gene Ontology annotation, biological process: spliceosomal snRNP assembly; RNA processing. Bases 96 to 455 code for a protein of 119 amino acids. Gene Ontology annotation, molecular function: RNA binding.
CGCGCGGCCCGGCGCGGCCUGACCGAGAGGCGCCUCCGCCGCACCGCGCUCGGGGCUCUCCUCUCCUCCUCGCCCGAGGCCGCCCGCCCGCCGCCAUGAAGCUCGUCAGGUUUCUAAUGAAGCUGAGCCAUGAGACUGUGACCAUUGAGCUGAAAAAUGGGACGCAGGUGCAUGGAACGAUCACAGGAGUGGAUGUCAGUAUGAACACACAUCUUAAAGCAGUGAAAAUGACACUGAAGAACAGAGAGCCCGUACAGCUGGAGACACUGAGCAUUCGAGGGAACAACAUCCGCUACUUCAUUCUGCCGGACAGUUUGCCUCUGGAUACUUUGCUAGUGGAUGUUGAACCAAAAGUCAAAUCCAAGAAAAGAGAAGCAGUUGCUGGAAGAGGCCGUGGAAGAGGCCGUGGCAGAGGCCGAGGUCGUGGAAGAGGAAGAGGAGGCCCAAGACGAUAAUUUCUCAUUAUGCAACUCUUACCAAAUUCUGGGCAAUUUCAGCUAUUUUUUGUAUAGGUCUUGUUUAUGGUAUCCAUUUUUAAUAAACUGAAAUGUGAAAAGGUGUCUCUCCUUUGUUAGCAAAGCCUGGGGAGGCAGGCAGAUGUGUCCAGUUUCUAGGGCUGUUGCAGACUACAUGGAUCUUGGUUGUCACUGUCGAGAUUUUGCCCACCCCUGGGGGCUGUACAAUUCCUCUUUCUUUUUGCCCCAGAACAAGAGACUUGUGUUGUGCUUUAAAAAUGUUUGAAAUUAAUCCCUCUUUUCUAAGGCACUUGCCUUCUUCUAAUGGUUCUAUAGUUAAGACACUGUGUUAAGAACCUCUGUCUCUAAUAUUGUUCUUCAGAGUGACCUUCUUUAAAGUUCAUAGAUAAAAUUUUAAUGUUUUCUAUUACCUGAAGCUUGCAAUUGAAACGUGUUUAUUUCUUUAUAAAACAUUUACACAAGGAAAUUAACCAGGCCCAUGGAAUUGUUGGAUUGUUACAUCUGAUGAUUAAAGAAUACCUGGAUAUGGACUUUGUCAAAACUAAUUAUAUGGCAUACAUUUUUUUGGGUGGGGCUCAUAAAGCAGCCUUAUCCCAGACUCCUUCUAGGGUACUUAAAGUACAUCCCUAGAAAAUACAAAGUACAGCACAGUGCAUGCUAGAAUUGGAAGCUUACUUCUGGAGGUGGGAAAAUUGUGCAGCUCACACAUUGUAUAUAUAUAGAUACAUGCAUAUAUAAAUAUAUAUAUUCACUGCUUUGCUGGACAUAGGUAUAAAAGAAGCAGUUCUGGGCAUAUUUAUCUCCCAAUGCCAUCCUGCGGAUUACUCCCAUCUAGGAAAACAAUUGUCACGUUCUCAUUGCCAGACUUCAACAGUUUCACCUGUUGAUGAAAUACAGAUGUCAUUUCAAACACCGA